Molecule: messenger RNA, 1596 nt
Organism: Eimeria tenella
Lineage: Eukaryota; Apicomplexa; Conoidasida; Eucoccidiorida; Eimeriidae
Exons: 4
Coding region: 1-1596 (531 amino acids)
Source: RefSeq, a predicted model, not a curated record
AUGCUGCUGCUGCUGUGCUCGCAGCACCUGAAGCUGCCCUUCAGGGGCCCGCGGCGACGAGCAGCAGCAGCAGCUGCUGCUGCUGCAGCAAACGCUGGGGGCUCUUUGCUGCGCCUUUUCGGCGAGUGGCGCCGCUGCAGCAAGUACGCCCGGAGGCGGCGGUUUGCGCCUCUGUCUUUGCGUCCCGGGCGUGCUGCUGUUGUGGCUGCUGCACCAGCAGCAGCAGCAGCAGCAGCAGAAGCAGCAGCAGCAGACGAGGGAGAGCCAGAUGUACUGCUGCGGCCCGCCUCUGCUGUCCUCAACCUUUCUGCUGUCGCCCUUCCAGACACGCCAACGCGAGCAACAGCAGCAGCAGCAGCGGGACGUGGCGCUGCCGCUGCAGAAGAUCCUGAUGCUGCUGUUGCUCUCAGCAGCAGCAGCAACCCCAGGGGAGGCAGCUGCACUUUGCUGCUGCACCCUCCGCGCAGCGGCAGCAGCUUCAGCAGCAACUCAGAAAGCUCGAGGAGGGCGGCCCCGCACCCGCGGGCAGCAGUUCGUGCAGCAGCAGCAGCAGCACCAGCAGCAGGAACGGCAACAACAACAGCAGCAACGGUAGCAGCAAGCGUGUCAGACUCGGAAUGCACAGACAGCAUGCCAGCAGAAGAAGCAAAGCAAGCAGCAACAGCAGCAGAAGCAAGGCUUCGGGGUCGCGUAGAGAAGACCUGCGGCAGCAGCUGGUGCAGCAGCUGCCAGCUAACGCGUGCUGCUGCUGCAGUGCUGCUGCUUGCUGCUGCACUUGUUCCCUACCACCUAGUGCUGCUGCUGGUGCCCUGCACUUUAGGCCUGUUCUUCUUCGAGCAGGGCUCUGGUGCAGUUGCUGCUGCGAAGCCCCGAUGCAGCUACCACUCCAGCAGCAACAGCUGCUGCCGCCGCCGCCGCCGCCGCAGCAGCAGCAGCAGCAGCAGCACCACGCGGGGCCACAGGGGGCCCUGCGUGGUUGCGUGGGCAGCGGGGGAGUUUCGCCAGAGCUGCGUGGUGGCGGCUUACGUACAGCCGCUGCUGCUGCUGCUGCUGCUGCUGCUGUGCAGCGGCUUCGCUGUGCUGCGGCUGCUGCAGCUGCACACCAAAACUGAGGAGGGCAAAAGCCUCAUUGCUGCAGCAGAUGGCACUGUGGCCCACCUGCUGGCAGACUCAGCCUUAGCAGCACCGGAGCUGCAGGACUCGCUGCUUCUGGCUUGGGGUCGCAGCGACAUCAGCAGGAACGGAGCUGCAACAGGCUGCAGCAGCGACGGCAGCAACGACUGCAGCAGCACGCGCUGCAGCGACGGGCCCAGCAGCAGCAGAGCACUCAGGGCCUGGGCAGACAGCAGCAGCCGCUUGCACCGACAGCAGCAGCACACACGCUGCUGCAGCAGCAGCAUCUGCUGCUGCUGCUGCUUCUGCAACUGCACACAGCGCUUGACUGUAUGCGCAGCUCUCCAGCCAGCGUCCUUCUCCAGCUCAUCUUCUGUCCCUUCUGAGCAGCAGCAGCAGCGGCUGCUCGAGCAGCGGCAACAGCAGAAGAGCAACCUCAACGACUGCAGCAGCAGAGUAGCAGCAGCAGCAGCAGCAGAGUAA